UACCAACAGCCUCAAGUCAACUUCCUCCAUACCAUACACACCCACCCUGCGCUCACCGGCUAUGAGUAGGAGAAGUCGGCUGGCAGCAGCGGCCAGCAACAGCAUCAUGGCUUCACCUGGACUCCUAUCGCCCACGCGAAUCGCGGCAGAUGAUAGCAUGUCCAUGCUCAUGGAUACCUCGCUCCCCUUGCAGGCGGGUACGCGCACGCGUGCUCGUGUACGUGCCGACAAGGUGGCAUCGUCUUCGUCAUCGCAACUCUCGCCUCGCAAGGAUAUUGAUGCCCUCGACGAUCAGGAGCUCGAAGAGUUGGCCUGGAAGACGAUGAUGAAUGGAGGUGCAACAUGGGGGAAACAGGGAGGGUCGGAUAGCAACGAGACGCUUCAGCCCUCGAGCUCCUCUAUCACACCACCUCGCGCCGCACUACCAUUGCAAGUCGUUGCAUCCCCCAAUGUCGAGGUGCGCAGAAGAAAGACGCCCCGCAAAUCCCUACACUCAUCGAGCGAGUCUUUGUCAUCGGCAGCUCUCGAGGCGCGCCACGAUCUCAAAGAAAGUCGAGAGGAGAGGCGGCAGAGGCUUGGGCUGGUGGCUGCGCAAGAGGAGGAGCGGAAACAGGACCACGACCAGCAAGAGCAGACUCUCCAAGGUGGUCUCCCUCUCCAAGACUCUGUCCCUCUCGCGGCUCCCCCUUCCUCGCCAAGCAAGCGCACCCUCCCAUCCAUGCUCCCCUUUUCACCCUACCACAGGAAACAGCGCCCGCAGGUAGAGUCUACCCUCCCUUCUUCUUCUUUCUCCUCCUCGCCGUUUGGCGCUGAGCGGCGCCCUGCCGAACGACCCAGCGAGCUCGUCAAGCUCCUCGGCAAAGACAAGUCUUCCACGCCUGCGCGUCGUGAUGAGGAGACGCUGGCAACACCUCCGGCCAAGGUCUCGUGGCUGAAGAAGGGUGGCCGACUGCCGCCUCGUGGCUCGGAUGUGGAUGGGAAGGCGAGGCCGUUCCGAGCAGGGAAGAAUGAGAAGGUGGUUGUGCGGGCAGAGGGGCGUGGACAGGAAGACGGCCCAGAGAUGCUGAAAAAGGAAACGGAAGAGGCAGAGGAGAACACACCUCGCGCCGUCAAGCCAAAGGUCUCCUCUGCUCGGCGUGAGCGUACAUCAAGUCGAAGGCUUCAACCUGCCCCUGCGCCUGUCAAUAGCGUGCCUGCGCCUGUACAGUCACGCGACCACUCGCUCAGGAGUGAGGAGGAGGCACCACCAACGCCGGCGAUCCCACUGCCCACCCAAGACGAGACUGCUCACUCCAGCUCCAACAGCGAGACGCCUGCGCCUACGGUGUCCGUAUCGCUCGGGCGCUCCAACUCGCCCAGAGCUGCAACGCCGCCUAUGGAAGGGUCCUUUGCCACCGACCCUGUAUCAACGACCCCGCAAGAAGCUGCUGAGUCUCUCAUCAUAGAAGAGCCCACCGCGAGCGUCCCACCCAGCAAGAAGGGUCGCCGCGAGCACACCACCGUGGUGGCCGAUGACAAGAACGAGAAGGUCCAGAGCAAGAGCAAGAGCCGAUCGACCGCGGCAGUCUCUCGUCUCGCACCACUACCUGUAGUCGCAUCGAACUCAACAGCCUCGCAGCUCGCACCACCACCCCCAACGGUACCACCUCCAAGUGCUUCCAGCAGCAGCAGCGCGCCUCUCAGGCUCACCCGAGUCUCGCGAGCUCCCACGACCCUGCAACACGCAAGUGUUGACGUCCCUCUGGGUUUCCGCAAGACCUCAACAGGCAACCUCGUCCCCCUACCCCCUUCUGCCGAGCCCGCGGCAUACGUGCCUGCCUCGGAACACUUUGCCAAGCUCCUGGCGCAGGCAGAGGAAGAGGAGAAGCGGCUCAGGAGCAGGAGUGAGGCGGUCAAGGCGCAUGGCCUGCCAGGCUACUUGGCCAAGAGGAGGGAAGAGAUCGAAAAGGAGAGUGCGGAGAUGCUUAAGCGGGAGGUGGAGUUGAUGAGGGAAAAGGAGCUCCGUGGGCUCGCGGGGAGCGGAGGCGCUGCCAAGAAGCUCCUCCCCAAUGGCCUACUCGGCGCUCGCCCUCCACCUACCACCAAGGCAGCACCUACCAAAGUCCAGCCAUUCAUCUCCUCUCUCGAAACCCGUCAGCAGGAACGUCGCGCCUACGAGUCUAAGCGAGCAGCCCGCGAUGCUCUUCUGGAACAAGAGCGAGCCAAAGUCCGUGAGGAAAAGAGGCGCUUGGAACUUGAAGAAGUCAAGAGGGAGAGGGAGCGAAGGAUCCCAAAGGCGAAUCCUGUACCGGACUUUAUCUAUGGUGGUGGAACACUCAAGAUCGAGGCGCAGGGGAGGGGGGCGAAUGGAAGUGCAGCAGGUGCGAGAGCGGGUGGUAGUGGAGGCGGGAAGAGGAAGAGAUGAAGCCGGGGACAUCGCUAGUAGCGCCUAGAGUGAUGGAGAGGUAAAGCACGAGAGAAGCCAAGCGCAUGUUAGAGACCGGAGAGGCCCUACCGACGGAGCAGGGGCGAUUGCCUGAGAGCCGUGCAGUGGAGACGACCUCGACCCACUGAAUACCCCGCAUAUACCACGUCGAGCGCACAAACGCCACGAACCUUGCCUGCUGUGUUUUGUUCCCUCCACAUACCCAUCUAAGCCAUUGUCGCAUCUGAGCAAUACAUCUUAGACUUGUCGUCUUCG
This is a messenger RNA of Microstroma glucosiphilum, 2680 nucleotides long. RefSeq lists its product as hypothetical. Lineage: Eukaryota; Fungi; Basidiomycota; Exobasidiomycetes; Microstromatales; Microstromataceae. The transcript has a single exon. The coding region runs from base 107 to 2404 and encodes 765 amino acids. The record is from RefSeq and is a predicted model, not a curated record.